AAAAGCAAAGUUCAGCUGGUGACGUCAUCACCAAGAUGGCGGUCCCGGUCCGAGUUUUGUGUCGGAAAAACUUCAUUUUCCAGUUUGCUGCGGCUCUCAGCUUCGCACCUCGUGUUGUACUCACUAACCAGUUCUGUACAUCAGGAACUCACAACUGUGAUGAAGUGAGUAAAGCCCAGGCAGCAGCCGAGGCCAGACAGAAGUACGGAAACCCGGAGCCGACCAUCUUCGACAAGAUCCUGGAUGGGUCCAUUCCUGCAGACAUCAUUCAUGAAGAUGACCAGUGCAUAGCCUUCCGUGAUGUGAGCCCACAGGCACCAAAACACUUCCUGGUCAUCCCCAGGGCACCCAUCCCUCAACUCAGCAGGGCACAGGACGAUGACUCACAGCUACUUGGUCACUUACUGACUGUGGCAAGAAAGACAGCAGUGAAGGAAGGGCUAGACAAUGGGUACAGAGUAGUUAUCAAUGACGGGAAAGACGGGUCCCAGUCAGUGUACCACCUACACAUCCACGUACUGGGCGGCAGGCAGAUGGGAUGGCCACCAGGCUAGUUACCAUGGUAACUGGGAGGGAAUCUACCAACCAAAGUCAACAUCUUUAAGUUGAUAGAAUUUAGUUGGAAGACUGUAAAAUAGUAUGAAAGGUGCAAAACACCAUAAUCAAGUUAUAAAUCCUGGUGGCAAUGCACAGACAUAGACUAAUGCAUUGUACGGUACAGUGAAACCUGUACAAAGUGACCAUGUCUACAGAUGUAUAACCUACCUAAUGUGACAGCUUUUUGGAGGUCCCUAAGAUAAUUUGUCCCCAUUGUAACAAGCUGUAAGAAUCCUGUCUAUAUUAUAGGACCACCUGUCCUCAUAGACCAGCUUUUAUCCAUCCCUUGAUUUGUGUUCUUGGUCAGGUUUUGCUGUAUUGUAAUACCGAAAAAUGAAAUGAUACUGUAAGGUAUUUUUACAUGGUGG
Molecule: messenger RNA, 965 nt
Organism: Branchiostoma floridae (Florida lancelet)
Lineage: Eukaryota; Metazoa; Chordata; Leptocardii; Amphioxiformes; Branchiostomatidae
Product: histidine triad nucleotide-binding protein 1-like
Exons: 6
Coding region: 36-554 (172 amino acids)
Cellular component (GO): cytoplasm; mitochondrion
Molecular function (GO): hydrolase activity
Source: RefSeq, a predicted model, not a curated record